AUGGCUGCGAUGGGCGAAGCAGAUGGGACGGUCAUACAUCGGCCCGAUGCAUCGACCCUGCCCCCCAUGCUCCAGCCGCCAUGGAAGGCGAGUCCGGGAAAGGGCAAGGAUCGAUACGCAGCAAUGGGCGGAGACAUGUUUUCGCCCAUGAAACUGCAGCAAAUGUUCCAUUCACCCGGCGCGUCGGCGCAAACGGCAUUCACCUUCCGUGCGGCGCACCCGCAAAUCACCUCGUCGACGCCGAUAGUGUCGCGGCCAGCGAGCCAGGCCCAACGAACAUCGUCCAACAGCGGCCCUCCAUCCACACCUGGCGGCCCGCACAUCCCUCUGCGCCUGUUCAACUUGCAGUACGAUGCACGCGUGCGCAGCGGACUCGAGCAGCUUGUCGAGGAGCACGAUGUAGAUCUAUCGCAUGACGCGUCGCAGGUGAGCGAGGCAAGUACGCUGCAGAACAUGCAUGCGAGCAAACGCCUGCGUGUUGGAUCGCUUCGCGAAACCACCCAGCGAAUCCCAAUGGCCUACAAAGGCGAUAAGGAAAAUGCGAUGGCGACGCCGCGCAGCAAGGAUGCAGUCUCUACACCGCCCAUCGAUGUUCCGCGCUCUAUUCUCAAGAGCGUGCAGACUAAAGCGCCGCACAUACCCAGCCGUGUUGGCCGCACACCGCGCUCGCGCUCUAUUAGCUUUGCGGACCAAAAAGACGUGCACGUCACGCCGCGCACGGCUCGGCUCGAGCAUGUGCUUGCUGAGCUCGAUGCAAUGAACUUGACACGAAGCGCACACGGCACGCCUCGCGCGCCAAACGACGCCAGCGGAGCGAGUGAGCGCUCGAUACUGACCAACGCGUCCUUCCAAGUCGCGCGCGACAAGAUUGUCGAGCUGCUCACCGACGUCGCGCCAUGGGAGCCCGACUGGAAGCAUAUGGCGCGCGUGGAUCUGCGUGCGCGCAAGCUUGAAUCGUGCAUCGGCUUGAACGAGUUUUUGCCGAAUGUGCGCGAGGUAUGGCUCGAUUAUAAUCACGUUGCAUUCACUACGGGCCUGCCUUCAUCGGUGCGUGUGUUGAGUGCGGUGGAGAACCGCUUGUCGGAGCUCGCGUCUUUUAGCCAUCUACAGCAACUCGAAGUGCUCGACAUUCGCGGAAACGAACUGCACUCGCUGCAGCCGCUCGCGGACCUCGCCGCGCUCAAAGAGCUGCGUGCGGACCGGAACCAGAUCACGACGCUGCAUGGACUCGAGCACCUCACCAACCUGCAGCACCUCAGCGUGGACGAGAACAUGCUUGGUGGCGCUCUCGACCUUGGCGCCUUCGAUUGGUCUUUGCUCGAGACAUUGCGGCUCGGCAGGAACGCCAUCACGCACCUCGAACGACUCGAUACCCUCGCGCCCUGUCUUCGUGUGCUUGACAUGGACGAAAAUGCGCUCGCGCACUUGCACGUCGCCACGAUGCAUAAGCUGCACACGCUCCGUCUUUGCGGCAAUGCACGGCUCCGCACGCUGGCGAUGGAUGCAUUCCCACAUCUGCGCACAUUGUACGCGGAUCGCUGCAGCAUUGCCCGGCUCGACGCACUGGAUACAGCGCAUGCAUUGCAGCGCCUCUCGCUCCGGCAGCAGCAUGUAGCGCUCCACGCGCCGCUCCGCAUUCCCGCGAAAUUGCAGCGCCUCUUCCUCUCGGGCAACGCCUUGACGGACCGCGAGAUAAUUGCGGCGGAUGCGCAGUCGCUCCUAUACCUGGAGCUCGCCGGAUGCCAACUGACUGUCGUCCCUAGCCGCAUCCAGCAACAGACGCCCGCACUACGUACGCUCAACCUCGACCACAACCACCUGCAGACUCUGCCCAAGCUCGCGGCGUGGCGCCAUCUCAAGCGCCUGAGCUGCGUAGGAUGCCAACUGCCCACGCUUGAGACGCUCGUGCACAGCAUUCAUGGGCUCGAAGAGCUAUGCGUGCUCGAUACACGGAUGAAUCCAUGCACCUCUGGGCUCUAUCCGCCGAUGCUGAUCCCUGUCCAGCCUGCUGCGGAAGAAGAUACGCUUCCCCCUGUGCCGAAUCCAGCGAUUGUGCAGCCAGACAGGGCCGACGAAGAGGCAAAACGUGCGGAUGCAGAGCACAGUGCGGCCAAAGCACUCGCAGACCGGUCCCAAUUUCACAAGCGGACCAUUCUCCUCCCCCCGGAGCCCCGCGAUGCGUUUCACGCGAGGGAUACGGCGUUGGGCAGCCGCGCCGCUGCCUUGUUUGCGAGUGCAGACAAGCGAUUCGUAGCUACUUUGCCGCAUACGAUCGCGGCGAAGCGCGUCUUGUACCGCGGGCUAUGCGGCAUGGCGUGCGAUACACUCACAUGGCUCGAUGGCCUCGAGCUGACCGAUACGGAGGUAGAGCAUGCGGCAGAUGUGCUUCGUCGUGCGGAUCUGUACUAA
This is a messenger RNA of Malassezia vespertilionis, 2409 nucleotides long. RefSeq lists its product as uncharacterized. Gene Ontology annotation, molecular function: protein binding. The coding region runs from base 1 to 2409 and encodes 802 amino acids. Lineage: Eukaryota; Fungi; Basidiomycota; Malasseziomycetes; Malasseziales; Malasseziaceae. The transcript has a single exon. The record is from RefSeq and is a predicted model, not a curated record.